AUGGCGCGGGAGCAGGCAGAGGGGGCCUCUGCGCCUCUCGGUUCUCAGACGCUUCUGGACAAUCUGCUCCAGAACCUCUACGACUUUGACCCUCCUGACCCUGGAGAAACAGAAGGUGAGACAGAACACAAAAGGAUCAGAAAGAAAAGAGAAAAUAAGAAGAGAGAUGUAGAGGCCCCAGUGGCCCUGGUGGCAGCUCCCCCAUCUGGAUCUCUUGUCAGAGGCCCAAAGAAGCACCGCGCUUCCAGCUUCUUCAAGGAACUCAGAGAAGAGCUGCAGUGUGCCCCUACUGAGAACCCUGCUGACUUCCUGUCCGGAUCUCAAGUCCCUACUGUUGAAGCUUCUUCCUCUUCCCUGAAGAAUGACAGGAAGCACGUAGAAGUGGUAGAAUUUCACAGCAGAAAUAAAAGAAAAAAACAGAAGCUGGGUCAAGAAGAGAACACAAAGACCAAAGCUAGUGUUCUCCAGAAAGAUGGGAAUAUACAAGAAUUUAAUUUAGAAAAGGCUCGCUUGGAAGUGCACAGGUUUGGGAUCAUGGGUUAUGGAAAAGGAAAGGAAAGAGUCCUGGAACAGGAGCGCGCCAUCAUGCUGGGUGCAAAGCCUCCCAAAAAUAGUUAUGUGAAUUACAAGGUUUUACAGGAACAAAUCAAAGAAAAAAAGGCAGCAAAGGAAGAAGAAAAGAGAAUGGCCCAGGACACAGAGAUUUUCAAGAAAAAGAAGAGGAAAGGGCAGGAAGACAGGAAGUCCAAAAAGAAGAAAUCAGCUCCCAGUAUUUUGUCGGGUGGACAGAUUGGACAGGUUGGAAAAUUCAAAAAUGGGACACUGAUUCUGAGCCAAGUUGAUAUCAGGAAAAUAAAUUCUUCCAGAGUGGCUAAAUGAAGUACUUCAUAUAAAAUAAAGACAGGAGCAGGAAAGACUGAAGCUGGGCCCUACCGAGACUUCCAGAUUAAUCUUAUUUUUUUCAUAUUUCAUUGAUUGCUUUUUUAUUUUAGAAAAAAUCCAGUGGGAAUGCAAUUUCUAGUUACUGAAUUUUUUAUGGUGAUAACUGCUGCAGUGGAAUAUAAAGUACACCGAUUGAAAAGAAUGUUUAUUAUUUUGAUAAAGGUUCAUUCCGGUUACACUUUCACUGGGGCUUUUUGUACAUUUGCUUGUAAUAAGAUUUUUUUGUCAUUUUAUUGAUGAGUAAGUUUUCCUGGUGACCUUUAAAUUCUUUCAAUUUAAAAAAAGAUAA
Condylura cristata (star-nosed mole) is the source of this 1231-nucleotide messenger RNA. It is a transcript of the gene FSAF1, whose product is annotated as chromosome unknown open reading frame, human C1orf131. NCBI's taxonomy places the organism in Eukaryota, Metazoa, Chordata, Mammalia, Eulipotyphla, Talpidae. The record is from RefSeq and is a predicted model, not a curated record. Bases 1 to 879 code for a protein of 292 amino acids. The transcript has 8 exons.